Bacillus rossius redtenbacheri is the source of this 4950-nucleotide messenger RNA. RefSeq lists its product as uncharacterized. Lineage: Eukaryota; Metazoa; Arthropoda; Insecta; Phasmatodea; Bacillidae. The record is from RefSeq and is a predicted model, not a curated record. Bases 669 to 1733 code for a protein of 354 amino acids. The transcript has 5 exons. Gene Ontology annotation, molecular function: protein binding.
AAAAUAAUUAGUAAAAAAUUUUACAUUACGAAAUUAUGUCGAAAAUGUUUUUUUGCUCUAUGGCGUAUUCCUGGAAAUAGAGCACGCCGAAACAAGGACAGCACUAAUGGCAGAAACUAUUUACUGGAAAGAUAAAGUAGAUGCCCUAGUAAAUCCACACUGCAAUCCAAGAAUGAGACACGAUUUAGUAUAUAAAGCUAUGCCAUGAUCAUAAGAAGGAAUUGAUACACUUGGACGAAAACUGCGUGGCGAGUAGUAAUACAUCCCGGAUAAGUUUUUUCUUCAUUCAUAGACUGACAAAAAAAAAGAUUCUUAUUUCAGUUUAUGGUUGGAAGAACAAUCUGCAACGUGACGUAGUUACCUUCGGCGAAUCACGGCUGAGCUUGUAACACGGCAGCUGCGUUCUCAUUGGCUGUUACGCGCGGGAGGAGCUUCUCUCGCGGACCGCAGCCGGUCGGCACAGAGAACCAGCAAGGCUCGAACAAAGGGUAAUUGAAGCCUGACGAACAACACGUGACUUAUCUCGCACGGAAGAUAAAUGCUCCUGUGGCAACAUCACAACAGGCGGCUCUCGGUUGGCCUUGCUACAGUCGUCGGUAUUUGUGGGAGCAUAUUCCCUCUCUACUGCGCGUGCACGGAUGCUCUUGCCUUACGUCGCCCAGGUGUGAAUGGCCCGCUGUGCUGUGCGCAGGUGGCCGGAGCUGAGGAUGGACACGGGAUCUGCCUGCGCGUGGCUCGCUGCAGCUGUGCUCCUCCGAGGAGCAGCCUGCUUCUUGACAGUGGCCGAGGACUCGCUGUGCUCCCGCGGCUCCCGCGCGCCGGCGCUGCUGCGGCUGGAGGCGGCGGGGGGCGGCGCCGCGGCGCUGGUGGAGCUGCGCCCCCGCGCGCGCACCGCCGCCUGCCCCCUGGUGGUGCUGGCGCCGCCGGGCCGCCUGCUGGCCGUGAGGCUGGUGCCCCAUAGCGGGGCGUCGCCCCGGCUCGGCCAGGCGCGCGGCGAGUGCAGCCUGCGAGUGAUGACGUCCCACAGCCGCCACCCUGCCUGGGAGCUGGACCUCUGCAACCAGAGCUCGUUGUCCAGGGUGAUGCUGAUGUCUGUGCACAACUACCAGCAUGCAGCCAUUCUCAACUGGACCGUGUCUGAGCAGGCCGCCUCGCGACUGCAGGCCAGCGGCAUCCUGCUCACCGUCGUCACUAAAGGUCCCAACAGCUGCUCCAGAUCGGGCCUGGUGCCCUGCCUCAGCCAGGGAGCCUUCACGCUGCUCUGCGUGCCCUCAGCGCUGGCAUGCGACGGUCACGUGGACUGCCCCGUCGGCGGCUUCGACGAGGAUGAGAGCGUGUGCGGCCUGACGCGCGCCCCCAGCCUCAUCCACGACCUGGAGGAGCAGGACGGCCAUGACGGCCACCUCGUCGACUCGGUGGACUCGCUGGCAAAGGCGCUGGCACACUACGGGCCCUGGGGCUACCUGAUGCUCGGCACACUGAUGUGCGGCACGCUGCUCAUGAUGUGUGGUCUCUGGGAGUGUUGCUGCCGAGGCAAGACCUCCAGGAGACGGCCGCCCCUCGCGCGACCCGAGCAGCCCUCUGUCUACGUCAUCGGCGGCGAGGCGGAGACGGCGGCCCCGGGGGUGGCCUCGGCGCCGCCCAAGUACGACGAGCUGGACCAGCCGCCCGACUACCGCGCCCUCUUCCCCGCCGACAAGGAGGCGCCCAAGACACCCGGUGCCAUCUGCUGAAGUGGUGCUGAGUCAUCGUACCUCCCAUCCCGGGACGAGAGACACCACGUGUACUGUGAUGACUGCAAUAAAGGAUGUUUGUAAACUGUGCAGCACUCGCUAGGAGUUAUUUUAGUGAGUGUAAUGAGUGGCCCAAAUUGUGGACCACUUUGAGAAUAACGAGAGGACAUUCGUGAAUGAAGUAAACUUUUGGCUAGAUUUAAAGUCCCCUUUUUGAUCGAUGGCUGCUGCCAGGGUGAUUAUUAUUUUGAUACAAUGAUGACUUUAUUUGGGAGUUUUAAGUACUCGAACUCGUUAGUUAGCUCCACGUAGAUAUUUUUUAAUAGUCUGAAGUCUAGCCUGUCAGGUGCUUUGAUUGGGGAAAUAUUUAUGGUGUAGAAGAACUGCCUUUGGAAUAAAUAUAAAUAUUUCAUCGCAAGACAGUUAAAGAGUGUCAAUAAAGAUAGUAUGGGAGAGAAAGAUGUAACCUCAACUUAUCUAAUGGCGUCUUUGUAAAUGACAUGAAAUCAUUAAUCACGUGGCCAACAAACAAUGUACUCGACCAACAGCCCGUUUAUCAGGCGUCCUUCUCUGGCGAUUGCGAAUGGCCCAAAACACAACGCUCCAUCUGAUGAUGGUGUUGCCACACAAUGACACCUCCCAUUGGGAACAUAACCGGUCCCGUACGGAUGUGCCGCUAUUGCCUAUAAUGAAAUUUGGUAGUGUGAUUACUUCGCUAUAAACGGUUUUUGAAAAUAGUUCAGCACUACCUAAGAGUUAGUUGUGUGUCUUGAAUUUUCCCUGCGAGAAGGCUGUUAAAGAGUAUGAAUGGUAUAAAAUGCAUGGAUCAAGUAAUGUAAUCUAAGUAAUCUAAGACAUUGGCUUCUGUCUAAGUGGAAUGUAAAUUUGAUGUUCGACUUGCCUGUGCUUGAUAAUUUGGUCGUUUUUGUGUUGUAGUAUUAUUUCUUUUUGGCUCAAGAGCCAACUAGUAUAGUGUUAAGAAACUCCUGGCACCUAUCAGGAAUUUAUAUCACCUUCAAGUCAUUCUAGUGGUAAAAAUUGUUUUAUUUUUUAAUUUUUUUUUCAUUCUGGUUUAUAUAAGUUUUUAUCUCAAAUAAUUUUUAUGUGGGAAUCUGUUGAAGUGAUACAAUGUCUCCUCUAGUAUUUGUUUGGUGAUUUAUCGUUUGCUGUCAGAAAGUUAUCUGUAUUCCGGGAAGUAAAUAAGUACUCCAUUUUAUGUACAGAGUGCAACCUUAAAUCCAGGGUCACACCUACUGAGAAGUAAGAAAUACCAGCCAACAGCAAUGUCCACCACAUCUUCCAUUCAAGGAAUAUAGCCCAGUUUGCCGUGGGGGGUCAUCUCCAGCCUACUACUCCAGUUACUGGCCUGUGUAACUGGACUAUGGCAUUAUAGGCUCACUGAUUGCACUGGCACUGUUGUUUCGGACCACAGAAAUGAUUAAAGCUGUUCACCCAUCACCAUGAAAUACAAACACUCGGUACCUACAUUCAUUUCCAUGAACAGCCUAACUCUCAUCUUACUGUUAUGUAUAUCAGUUUGUAGUUUUAUAAUAUUUUCGUAAUAUUACCAAAGUGUUUUUUUUUAUUAGAGUUGUUUUGUUUUAAAGUAGAUUGCUGGAUUUGGGGGUGAAUGACUGAUAAACUGUCUUGACUUUGGAGGUCGAGCUGCGUCGGUGCACACUAUCGCCGCGCCGCGCUCAACCUUGAAGUCCAAGAUAGUUCAGUUAGCAAAGUUAUUUAGAGCUGUGCCUGUACUAUACUGAUCAUUAACAUCUUUAAUGUGCCACUGCAUGUGACAGAAACAUUCUCUUGUGUUUGAAUCAUAAGACUGUUGUUAAAUCUUGAAAUUUCCUUCCGAAAACUAGUCAUUAAGUUUAAUAAUACCUAAAAUAAGGUUUUUAUGCACUUAAUAGUUGCAGGAUGUAGUUUUAGUUCAUGUUGUUUGUUUCAUUAGACUAUAGUUUUGGAGCUUUUGCAAAGCUGCGUUCUCCUGUUAAGAGAAUGCUUGGUGUGAAAUGUGAUUAAACGGAGUGUUUAAAAACGUAUGGUUGAAAUCACAAAAUUCCCAUCAUAUGAAACAACUGUAAAGUGAUGUAAAAUGUUAUCUAUAUUACCUUUACAUGAUUUAUUAUAAGUGUUUUAUAACUUAAGCCAAUUUUAUCGAUGAGAGUGCUACAUAUUAGAUUAGUGUUUUUUUUUUCAAGUUGAAAGUUUGCCUGAUUUGAGACAAAGCCAAAUUCUUUCUGUAAUCUCUCAGGACUUGUGAUAUACAGUAUGUUCAUAAAAGAGUGUCGCAGUUUCAAUGGUAUAUAUAGCAGUUUAAUUUAGACCAUUUAAAACAAAUCAUACAUUAAAUUGAAGGUAAAAAAAACUAUUUUUUAUUACAAAUGUUCAACAUGUGCACCUUUAGUUGUACGGCACACAUACAACCUAAAGUCCAAUUCUUCCCACACUUUGAUUAACAAGCCUCGUGAAUCCUGUGUCUCAACUCAGGCAAAUCAUUAGGUAGCGGUGGAGCGUCGAAAUGAUCUUUUAUAAAGUUCCAAAGGAAUAAAAUCACAUGGCGUUGUGUCAGGUGAGUGUGGAGGCCAGCGAAAAAGAACUUUGUCGUCUCGACUAUUACGACCAAUUCAACGGUCAGGGACUUAAGUUCAACCACUCUCCUACAAAGAGAUUCCAAUGGGGAGGGUUGAAAUUACAGAUUUCACUCUAAGCAAAUUGUAGAACACAGAACGCUUUACGCUCAGAAGUCUCUAUUUUGCAUAGGUGGCGCAUGCGCUUAUCUAAAACGGUUUUAGUUACUCUUUGAUUGUGACCGUCCACCAAAACUCUACAAUGCUCUCAGUUGAUUCUAUUAGAAUGUAUAACUGGGACAUUUUUUUGUGGACAUACUGUAUUGGUAUACUCUCAAGAGAUCCGGCAAGAGUGGAGGUGCAGGCGCUACUGGCAUGGCGACUCCCGGCGGUACUGGCCAGUGAUUGGCUGAGAGGCAAGAUAGAACAACUGUGUUACUUUGAUUUUGUUCCGGUGAUUUCUGCAGGUAUCUGUCACUGUUGUUGAAACUGAAUCAAAGAACAUUAUGAAUAGCAGUUAUAAGAGUGAAAAUGGGAAAAGUUUAAACUUCACUAAUUUCAGUAUUUUACUAUGAUUAUAAUUUAACGAAUAUGUAAACAAAAAUUGUCAUGAUUUUUUUUAAUAAAACAGUUGUUGACAGUUA